AUGAGGGAGAACCGAAUCCUCGUCCCCACCACCGUCCCCAUCCUCCUCAUGCCUCCCCCGAGGGUCCGGCUUCCCGCGGGCGCCCGAGGCCCCCACCCUGCGGGCGGGAGGAGGCGGGGAGGUGGCGGCGCCCGCCGGCGCCGUGAGUCAGGCUGGGCUGCAGCCGCGCGGCCGGCCUGGCGCUGCGGAGGGAGCGCAGGAGCGGGGACAGCGGCGCCGCCAGCCCCGCGUGCUCCCCCCGCCGAGGCUGGGCCGCCGGGACGCGGAGCGCCGGGACAGACAGCGAGCCGCGGCCGGCGGAAGGACGCGCGGACCGCGGCGCAGGGGUUGGCCCGCCCGCCAAGGAGUCGCCAGCAGGCCCAGGGCCCCGGCCAGUGCCCAGCCUCGCUGGGAGCCCCGGCCAGCACCACGGACGGCGCCCAGGAAGCCCGAGUCCCCCUGGACGGGGCCUUCUGGAUUCCAAGGCCCCCGGCAGGCUCACCCAAGGGUUGCUUUGCCUGCGUGUCCAAGCCCCCGGCCCUGCAGGCUCCGGCGGCCCCGGCCCCCGAGCCCUCAGCGUCGCCCCCCAUGGCGCCCACCCUGUUCCCCAUGGAGUCGAAGAGCAGCAAGGCGGACAGCGUGCGGGCCUCGGGCGCCCCCCAGGCCUGCAAGCACCUUGCCGAGAAGAAGACCACGACGAACCCCACCACGGUCAUCGAAGUCUACCCGGACACCACCGAGGUCAACGAUUACUACCUGUGGUCCAUCUUCAACUUCGUCUACCUCAACUUCUGCUGCCUGGGCUUCAUCGCGCUGGCCUACUCCCUCAAAGUGCGGGACAAGAAGCUUCUCAAUGACCUGAACGGAGCAGUGGAAGACGCCAAGACGGCCCGACUGUUCAACAUCACCAGCUCGGCCCUGGCGGCGUCCUGCAUUAUCCUCGUCCUCAUCUUCCUGCGGUACCCGCUCUCCGACUACUAGGGCCUGCCGGGCCCCGCCAGCCGUGGAGACAAAGCACUGAGACAUGUUCGUUGUCACGCCUGCUGUGACACAAGAUGCUGUGUGGUUGGGGCAGUUCAGGGCAUGUGCCCUGGAGCCCCCCUAAAGCUGUGACCUGGGCAGCGAGGCCAUCAGAAGCUCUGCGCACUACGGGGGCGGGAGCUCGGGGCCAGCCCACCCUCUCUGCCUCCUGACCCUCCGCCUCUGCCCGUGUCUGGGGUCUGUGCGGCUGCACCCUGGCUUCCACUGGCUGCCCUCCCUGGCCUCCUGUGCCCCCCCCAAGGCUCCUGGGGCCCCUCUGACCUGACACCUAGCAAGAAGGGCUUCUGUGGGAGCUUCCCAGUUUGGGGGGUGCUGCCAGCCUCUGGGGACUCACUCUGUCUGCCCUGACCCCACCCCUCCGAGCUGUGACCCCGCUCGAGCUCUGUGUCUGUGAACUGUCAAUAAAGUCCCUGUCUGGCCCC
Messenger RNA from Mustela erminea (ermine), 1442 nucleotides. RefSeq names its product interferon induced transmembrane protein 10 (gene IFITM10). Bases 1 to 960 code for a protein of 319 amino acids. Gene Ontology annotation, cellular component: plasma membrane. Lineage: Eukaryota; Metazoa; Chordata; Mammalia; Carnivora; Mustelidae. The transcript has 4 exons. The record is from RefSeq and is a predicted model, not a curated record.